Messenger RNA from Andrographis paniculata, 867 nucleotides. Its product is annotated as ferredoxin-thioredoxin reductase catalytic chain, chloroplastic. The record is from RefSeq and is a predicted model, not a curated record. Lineage: Eukaryota; Viridiplantae; Streptophyta; Magnoliopsida; Lamiales; Acanthaceae. Gene Ontology annotation, molecular function: oxidoreductase activity, acting on iron-sulfur proteins as donors. The transcript has 6 exons. The coding region runs from base 225 to 665 and encodes 146 amino acids.
AACCCUAAUUUGGAUUGCGAUAUUUGUCGAUUUGGGAUUGGAAUUCUCAACUCUGUGGGCCGUUUUCUGCAAACGAGUGGUUCUCAGCGCUCGUUGCUUGCCAAGCAAUAAAAAUCUACCAAGAUUUCGCACAAUCGUCUCCACUUGGAUAGGUAAUUUCGGUGGCGACUAGAGAAUUUCGAGUCUUGUAAAUUGGAUAGUAUAUCGGCUCGAUAUUUUCCGCCAUGAGAGCACUCCAAGCUUCCUCCUCGUACGGCGCCAUCGCCGUUCCAAUCGCUGCACCUCCCGCGCCUUCGCGUCGCCGCCGCGCUAUUUCGGCUAAAACUGAACCGACGGAGAAAUCAGUGGAAAUAAUGAGGAAAUUCUCGGAGCAGUAUGCGCGGAGGUCGGGCACUUAUUUCUGCGUUGAUAAAAGUGUGACAUCCGUUGUUAUCAAGGGAUUGGCAGAACACAAGGAUACAUUGGGGGCACCCCUCUGCCCUUGUAGGCACUAUGAUGAUAAACCUGCCGAGGCACAGCAGGGUUUUUGGAACUGUCCCUGUGUUCCUAUGAGAGAGAGGAAGGAAUGCCACUGCAUGCUUUUUCUAACACCCGACAAUGACUUUGCCGGCCAAGAACAGGGCAUUACAAUGGAAGAGAUCAGAGAAACAACAGCAAGUAUGUGAGGGGGGAAAUGAUCCAUCCGCCAUUGUUGACAGUGCAGUGUUUUUUUGUAUGUCUUUAAAGUGGCUUUGUAUCAAAUAUCACUCAUUACUACUACCACUCUAUUGCAAAUAAUACAGUGUUACUAAACUUACCAAAUCCCUUGAUGAAUUUUUCAAUGUUUUUAAAAGAAUAUCAAAAUAAAGAGACAAAUGUUCGCAUGUA